AUCGGACGAUAACGCAGAGCCUUCCACGAUACCCACGAUUUGCGUGGUGAAUUUGCUCAGAACGACAGGAGGCGCCCGUAGCACUCGAAGACCAAAGAUAAUAAUAAUAAUGCUCCGGCUGUCAUCUUGUGGUUCCUUUUCGACUUGUUUCGGAUGCGUUCGUACAUGUUAAGGUUCCGCCCGUUGAAAGAAAACACCUUGACCGUCACAACCUCGCAAAUCCUUUUGAGAAGAGUAUGCCGGGCUUCACACUACCAUUAUUUGUUUUCAUUCAUAGCCGUCGCGCAACCGGAGAUUCUUGCGUGGCUCGUCCAGAAUCGGCUGAAGAUCGACUGCACUUUUCCGGUUCUUGGAUAUGGAAGACUCCAAAGCGCCAUCGGAAACCGGCCACCAAAUGUACCGGUUGGAGUCCUUUCUAUCUUCGUUCCGUAG
Messenger RNA from Toxoplasma gondii ME49, 432 nucleotides. RefSeq lists its product as hypothetical. The transcript has 2 exons. The record is from RefSeq and is a predicted model, not a curated record. The coding region runs from base 154 to 432 and encodes 92 amino acids. NCBI's taxonomy places the organism in Eukaryota, Apicomplexa, Conoidasida, Eucoccidiorida, Sarcocystidae.